GACGCCCGCAGCCACGCAGCACUGGCCAGUUCUAACGCUCGAUCGCAUUCGCACGUACGCUAUAGCUAGCUAGCCUUUUUGGCCGCGCGCGCGCACACGGGUUUUUGUCGGGAACACAGGCAGGCAGGUACCCCGGCGGUCGGCAAGCUCGAUGGCGCAGGGGCGGAUGAGCUGCGUGUUCCUGGCGUGCCUGGUGGCGGUGGCGUCGGUGUCGGCGUCCACCGCGUCCGCGUUCGUGUUCAAGGCCGGCGGCACGGGCGAGUGGCGCGUGCCCGCCGCGGCCGGUAGCGGCAACGGCAGCUCGUACAACGCGUGGGCGCAGCGCAACCGCUUCCGCGUGGGCGACGCCAUCGCUUUCACGUACCAGCCCGGCAACGACUCGGUGCUCCUGGUCGACAAGAGGUCCUACGACGCCUGCGACACGGGCUCGCCGACCGACACCUUCGCCGACGGCAGCACCGUGUUCACCUUCACCCGCUCCGGCCCCUUCUACUUCAUCAGCGGCAACAAGGACAACUGCGACCGCGGCGAGAAGCUGAUCGUCGUCGUCAUGGCCGAGCGCGCGGCCGUCGGCAACGCCACCGAGCCGGGCGCGGGGCUGGCGCCGUCCCCCAGCGGCCCGUUCUCGUCCUUCUCUCCGCCGCCACCCUUCGGCAUCGACAUCUCGCCGACGGCGCCGUAUCCGCCGCCAAACGCCGCCGCGCCGCCCAAGGUGGCAGCAGGAGUUGCCGGCGCCGCCACGUUUGCCAUCGGAGCCUUGUUCUACGCGCUUGUUUGAGAUACGUCUGUUUUGUUUAUUCGAAAUGUUCUGGUGUGCAUGCGCGCAAAGUGGAGGGAGAUGAUCACGCGGCUGUGCUUUACUAGCUUGCUCAAAUUAUAUACAUGUAUAUCCGACUGAGGCGAAUGAAUGUGUUUUUAACGUAUAAUAAUGUAUCAAAUAUGGUUGAUGUAAUAUUGUAUGCAUUGUUUCGUUAAUUCAGUGCGGAACUGCGGAUGAAAAAUGUGAUUUUAGUCC
Messenger RNA from Zea mays, 1015 nucleotides. The record is from RefSeq. NCBI's taxonomy places the organism in Eukaryota, Viridiplantae, Streptophyta, Magnoliopsida, Poales, Poaceae.